AUGAUUGAUCCUUUUGAUAAGUUUACUACUCCAACGGCGCCCGCCACCACAUCCUCAGUGGCGCCUAUUCCCACUGUUAUUCCGGGAUCUGAGGUCUACCAGGAACUUCAUGAUGUGGGAAAACGGACUCUAUGGGUUGUCACUGUGUUGAUGGGCGUCUCCUCGCUGGUGUUCUAUACUCUGGCCGCUCGAGCUCCUCUACCUAAGCGGAUCUUCCACAUUCUAACUUCCCUGAUAACCACCAUCUCCUUCAUAAUUUAUCUAGCCCUGUCAACAGGUCAGGGCAUAACAACCAAACAUGCCACAAUACACGAACGCCACAAGCAUGUCCCAGACACCGACACAGAGUACAUCCGCCAGGUCCUAUGGCUGCGCUUUGUAAACUGGGCACUUACAACACCCCUUCUUUUCAUCAACUUCGCUCUUCUGUCGGGCCUCCCAGGCGCAAACUUACUCAUCGCGAUUGUCGCCCACUUCAUCAUGCUUGCAACAGCUCUAUUAGGCAUAUUUUCAGGCCACGGGCGCGUGCGCUGGGUCUGGCUAACCCUCACGUGUAUCUCCUACCUGGUCGUGAUCCACCAUGUAGGAUUCCACGCCCAGCGAGCGGCGAAGAGCAAGGAUGUCCAGGCAAGACGGCUCUUCGGGUCUAUCUCUGGGUCUGGGAUUGCUAUGCUAGCGCUAUUCCCUAUUUCUCUCGCGGCUGGAGCUCUUGCGCUUAGAUUGAGCGUUGAUACGGAAACUAUCCUCUUCGCUAUCCAGGAUAUCUUUACGCAAGGUAUCCUUGGAUAUUGGCUUCUGUUCGCUCAUGAGAACACUCCUGAAAUUGCGCUAUAUAUGGAGGGAUUCUGGUCCCACGGUGUCGGCAAUGAGGGAGCUAUCCGUAUCUCCGAUGAAGAGGGUGCGUAA
Molecule: messenger RNA, 906 nt
Organism: Penicillium mononematosum
Lineage: Eukaryota; Fungi; Ascomycota; Eurotiomycetes; Eurotiales; Aspergillaceae
Product: opsin family protein
Exons: 5
Coding region: 1-906 (301 amino acids)
Cellular component (GO): plasma membrane; endoplasmic reticulum
Source: RefSeq, a predicted model, not a curated record